AUGUACAUCACCCUCUACUACAUAGUCACCCGUCUCCCUGACUCUCUCCGCGUAGUCAGGGACCACUUCCUCUCAGUUUUCCGCACCACUCUAACCGCUGACCUCCUCGAGAAGGGCCUCCUAGCAGCAGAGAAGAGCAUAGUCGCUGUAGGAACCUCUCGUGGUGACCCUCGCAACCCCGUCUUUGAGGGGUGUUCCCCCUCCCCCCUCCUGCCCUCUGUUGCUUCUUCUGCUGCUGCCGACCUCGUUGGUUUCUCCGGGGUCGGCGCUGCGUCUGCCCCUGGCGGGAGAUGUCGCACCGGCAAGGGCAAGGGGGGCAAGGGCGCUGGAGGGGCUAGCGGGGGCGGUGGAGGUGGUGGUGGAGGCAGUGGAGGGGGUGGGGGUGGUCGUGGGAGUGGUGGCGGGGGUGGCGGCGGUGGUGGCAGCAGUGGAGACGGAGGAGGCGGCGGUGGCGGCGGAGGGAGCGGAGGCGGCGGAGGUGGCGGAGGCGGCGGUGGCGGAGGCGGCGGGGGCGGUGGUGGCGGCGGCGGUGGAGCUGGUCGCGACUCUGCGCAGAGGAGUGGGUCUGGUGGUGGUCACCGCCAGCAGCAGCAGCGCGGUCGUGAGACCCUUACCCCUCAGCAGCUUCGUAGUGGUACGCUGCGCGUCAGCGCGUGCGGGGGCCCGGACUCCACCCAGCGCUGCUUCGGCCGCUUGAUGGACGCGUGGCGUCACCAGUUCCUUGAGGCGUCAGAGAUCCCGCGCUGGGGAGAUCUGUCUAGGGCGGGGGUUGCCAUCUUUGAUCUUGACUAUGAUGCUAUCCUUGCUGCCAUGUAUGCUGUGACUACUAGUGUUGAGGGUGACUAUUACCUGUGUGUACUGCCUGACCCGGGCAUUGAGGCUACUGCUCUAGGUGUUGGUGAGGCUGCUGCUCUAGGUGCUAGUGGGUUUGCUGCCCCAGGUGCUAGUGCGUCUGCUGCCCCAGGUGCUGGUGAGUCUGCUCUCUCAGGUACUACGUCGGCUCAGGCCUUACACACCUUCACCCUUGACUCGGGUGCGUCCCGCUCCUUCUUUCGAGACCGCACCACGCUUACGCCGCUUUGUCGGCCGGUUGCAGUCUCCCUGGCGGACCCCUCUGGGGGUCCUGACCUUGCUAGCUUCUCCACUCUCUUACCGUGCCUGGCAGCCCCCUCUGGCACCCUGUCAGGAUAA
Molecule: messenger RNA, 1191 nt
Organism: Closterium sp. NIES-65
Lineage: Eukaryota; Viridiplantae; Streptophyta; Zygnematophyceae; Desmidiales; Closteriaceae
Source: the annotation of a GenBank genome assembly